CGCGCGGUUUGGCUUGCGGUUUGAACACUUCUACUCCAAACCACAACAAACCAAGGAAACUUGAGUACAACCUCGCAUGGGAGACGAUUAAGGAGCCGGAAGAAUGGGUCAAAAGUUUAGCCGGUUUUAUCCGGAUCGCAUGGUAUUGACAAGCCUUUUUUAGCACUUCAGGAGUCAUUUUAUUCCUAGCUAACCACAACAAUAGGAGGAUAGAGAAACCGGGGUCUCGUGAUCCCCUCGGAAGCAGUCUCUCUGCCAAGCUCCUGGCCCCUUGACCGCGGUUACGAACGCUCAGUUCUCUGAGGAGUUGCCUUCGUGCUUUCACCAAGGAUUGAGGCAAAAGUUGCGCGAAUGGUAAGAUCUAUUUCUGAGAAGCAAGGAAAUCCGUACGCCACCAAGUACAGAACUUUAAUCUGCGGUCUUGAUCAAGAGCUGGGGACUAGAUUGGCUCGAGUACUGACACAAGAGCCCGCACGCCGCCGCGUGAUGUGUCAGCAGCUAGCCAUAUCUACGGUCUUUUGCACUCUCGUGCUUUUUGCGACCGCAAGGCCUGAUGGGCUCUUUUUGACUGUGGAAAUGGAAGAGGACCCACACGCCAGCCCUCACACCAGCCCAUCGUCAUGGCUGUACCAGGGCGAUAUCAUGCUAUCACAAGACCAAGAGAGUCUGCUGGACUUACCGACAAAAGACAACGAGAAAACCACCUUUCCCCAUCGCGCAUACAUGGCGAGUCGAGAUGAGAAGCGCAUCUGGUACGAUGGCGUCAUACCCUACGUCAUCGAUUGUAGUUUGAAGAAUAUGCCGGGACUGUUAGAGGUCGUACGAGGAGCCAUGAAAGAGUGGGAAUCAAAGACCUGUGUGCGGUUUGUUGAGCGGGAGGGGGAAGAUGACUACCUCACCAUCUUCAGGGGUACUCAUUGUUACAGCACGGUCGGUCGAGCAAAGGGCAAGCGCAUCAUGUCUGUGGGGAAUGGGUGCGAGUACCAUCACGUGAUGCUGCAUGAGUUGGGUCACGUGAUUGGCUUCUGGCACGAGCAAAGCAGGCCGGACAGGGACGAAUAUGUACGGGUGCUGUGGCAUAACAUCGCUAAAGGAUGGGAGAAUGCGUUCCUGAAGUUGAGUUGGGAGGCUGUUGACACCAUGCGCGUUCACUAUGACUUCUCCAGUAUCAUGCAUUAUCCCUUCGAUGCAUUCUCGAGAAACAACAAGCGCACCUUACUCCCCCUGAUCCCCGUCAAGGCCACGCCCUACACCAAACUGACGGAUCGGGACGUUCUCAAGGUCAACCUUAUGUACAAGUGUUCUAGUGUCGGUCCACCAACGUCUCACUCUGACCAAGAUGAGCCAAUCGAAGUGCGGCACAGACACAAACGAGCUCUACAAGAUUCUGCACGGGCCAAACGAGUGACUCGAGCAAUCUGUAGAGACAAACUGUACUCUUGCAAGCUCUGGGCGAAACAGGGUUUCUGUGAAAUCCGGAAGGACUUCAUGCCAACGGAAUGCCCUAAAAGCUGCAAGAUCUGUCAAGACAAGAACGAGAGGACGACAACAUAUGAGUAUGCAAUAAGAGCUCCAAAAAACACGUUGUCAGUUGUAAUAACCGACACUACGCCUGAUGUGCAUCAUGGUAAAAAAAUCAGAAACAACGAACGCAAAAAGCUUAGACGGAAAGCGAAAAAACGAGCUAAGAUGGAGCUACAACAAAUACGCAAGCACAGGGACACUUAUUGUAAGGAUAGCCAAAAGUCCUGUAAAUACUGGGCAUCUCGUGGAUUCUGUAACACAAGGGCCGACUUUAUGUUGAAGCACUGUCAAAAGAGCUGCAAUACUUGCGAACAAGAUAAGCUAGAAUGCUUCGAUCGUGAUCCUCGCUGCAGGUCCUGGGCACGAUGGCGCUACUGCUCAAGAUCCAAUUACAGACAAGUCAUGGAGAAAUUCUGCAGGAAGACCUGCGGUUUCUGCAAAGCAGGCUCUGACGCGUGCCGCGACCGUGAGCCCGAUGAGCGGUGCUUCCAUUGGCGGGACAGCGGCUACUGCUCGAGUAGUGAUAACGACAUAAGAAGAGCUAUGAAGACUAUGUGUAGCAAGACGUGCGACUUCUGCGCUCACAAAGACAGUAAAAACCCCACCAACAAACCGCCUUGUGUCGAUAGGUUUUGGGAAUGUCAUGGAUGGCACAAACUUGGCUAUUGUCAGACGAGACCUGGCUAUAUGGAUGAGUACUGUAAAAAGAGCUGCGGGAACUGUGCCGUAGGAGAAGAGAGAAAACAUGAUGUUUGUCUUGAUAACGAAGUCGAUUGCGAAGCGCGAAAGGCGCAGGGAUAUUGCGAAAAGAGGAAAACCUACAUGCAGUUUAACUGUCGGAAGACCUGUGGCAUGUGUGGAACGCGCAAGUCUCUGAAACCUGCUAUGCCCGUAUGCAAGGAUCGUACAAGCUGGUGCAGGAAGUGGGCUAGCUACGGGUACUGUCACACCAAGGCGGUCUACAUGCUGAAGUCAUGCAAGCGGAGCUGCGGCAUCUGCGAAGAUCCAAGUGGAUCCAAGGCAACUCCAGUUGGGGACCCUUCACUGCCUUGUGAGGAUAAGCACAAGUCGUGUGUCUACUGGGCCAGUAUUGGCGUAUGUGACGUCAGGCCGACAUAUAUGUACAAGCAUUGCAGACUAGCGUGCCGAGUCUGUACUCCAGUAAAGAAACACGAAGGACCCCCGUGUGAUAACAAAGAUCCCGAUGAAGAGUGCGACCAUUGGGCGAAACUCGGCAAGUGUGCUUCAAGGCCGAGCUACAUGAUGGAGAAGUGUCAGAAAUCAUGCAACGCAUGCCCGCCAAGGCUACACAAACUCAUCCCGGAGAAACCAAAAGGUAUCCUGUGCCAACUGUCUUGUAAACGGUGGAUUGAGCGAGGACUAUGUAACAAGUGGAGAAACCGCUGUCUCAGAUCAUGCCUGGCUCAAGGCUGUGACGACAAACCAGUGAGACCUGCAGGGACGUGUUCGGAACCGUUCGGUGCUGGAUGGGACUACAAGCUUUCCGAUGACGCGUUCAAUGCUUCCUCUUUUAUCAAGAAAGGAAAGUGGGACUUUGGACCACGCAACGCCCGCCUGUACAAAGAAGACGACUCCGUAUAUAAGCGCGUGGGAGGGUGGUGUGCGGCCGGAAAACGCAACCAGUGGCUCCAGGUGGACUUGGGGAAUGUACGGAUCAUUACGGCUGUGGCCAUUCAAGGUCGCGACAAGUCGUACGAGCACGUUAAAUCAUUUGAACUUGGAUUUAGCGUGGAUGGCAAGAAAUUUUAUAAGUAUAGAGAAAAGGGAAAAUUAAAGACAUUCCAAGGCAACUGCGACCAUUUCACACCGGUGGUCAACAAACUUCACCAAGCUCACGCGGCACGAUACGUUCGCUUCUAUCCCAUCACUCAUUCAAAUAUUUGUAUGCGCGUGGAGAUUUACGGCUGUGAUAAACUCAGAGGUGAAGCUAAGAGAGAUUACCCGUUUGUUAUUCAUCCCAGACACUACUACUAUUAAACAUAUCGUUCUUUAUCAACUCUUAAAGCUCAUAAGCUGCCAAUACCCAUCGAUUGCAUCUUGCCGCAAAUGAUGUUGCCACUCUCAACUAUCUGCCUCUACAUGGGGCCAUGGGGAGCAUCGGGUGGAAAUUCAUCCUCCUCAAUUUAUUUGAGUAAAUCAGUUAGGAAAGUAAGAAAGGUCCGUCUCUUUGUAAUGUAUAUAUAACAAAUAAAAUCUCUAACUUUUA
Messenger RNA from Nematostella vectensis (starlet sea anemone), 3751 nucleotides. RefSeq lists its product as uncharacterized. The transcript has 25 exons. The record is from RefSeq and is a predicted model, not a curated record. Gene Ontology annotation, biological process: proteolysis. NCBI's taxonomy places the organism in Eukaryota, Metazoa, Cnidaria, Anthozoa, Actiniaria, Edwardsiidae. Bases 352 to 3522 code for a protein of 1056 amino acids. Gene Ontology annotation, molecular function: metalloendopeptidase activity; zinc ion binding.